Anolis carolinensis (green anole) is the source of this 2021-nucleotide messenger RNA. RefSeq names its product lysosomal acid glucosylceramidase. The record is from RefSeq and is a predicted model, not a curated record. Bases 184 to 1752 code for a protein of 522 amino acids. Lineage: Eukaryota; Metazoa; Chordata; Lepidosauria; Squamata; Anolidae. The transcript is spliced from 11 exons. Gene Ontology annotation, molecular function: glucosylceramidase activity. Gene Ontology annotation, biological process: glucosylceramide catabolic process.
CCAGCUGCCCCUGCGGCACAGGGCGGGUCACGUGAGCCGGAUCAUGUGACCUUCAGGCAGGGAAUCUGCGGAAAAGCCGCUGGAUCCCGCUUCUUUGCUGCUUUUCCAGCCGAGGAGGUGAAGGAGGCUGGCUGCACCUGGAGAUGUGAAUAGCCAGUUGUGGGUCUGAGUUACGCUGGGACCAUGGUGCUCCGGAGAGCCGGUGUGUGGGGUUUGCUGGUCUUGCUACAGGCAGUCGUUGGAGGGAUGGGGAGCCAACCCUGCAAGGAGAAGUACUUGGACCCGGACUCCAUGGUGUGUGUUUGCGACCGCGCCUAUUGCGACACCCAGGACCCCGUCUCCCUCCCUCGGCCCGGCUUCUUUGCCAAGUACGAGAGCAGCAAGUCCGGGCGGCGGCUGGAGCGCAGCGAAGGGAAGUUCCAGGACAAGGCCUCCACCCCAGCUCUGGUUCUGGUUCUGGAGACGGCCCAACGGUAUCAAAUGAUCAAGGGAUUUGGCGGUGCUGUCACGGACGCGGCUGCAAUGAAUAUAUUAUCGCUGACUCCCGACGUCCAGAAUAAUCUGCUCCGUUCCUACUUUUCGGAUGAAGGGAUCGAGUACAACGUCCUGCGUCUGCCCAUGGCCAGUUGCGACUUCUCGGUGCGGCCGUAUUCGUAUGCCGACACGCCAUACGACUACGAGCUGAAGGACUUCAACCUGGUGGAUGAGGACGUCAACAUGAAAAUCCCUCUGGUCCAUCGGGCCAAGGCCAUGUCUAAGAAGCCCAUCUCCUUGUUGGCCGCCCCAUGGACCUCCCCGACGUGGAUGAGAACCAACGAGGAAUGGAAGGGGAAGGGGUCCCUCAAGGGGAGCGCCGGAGACCGGUUCCACAAGACGUGGGCCAACUAUUUCGUCAGGUUCCUAGACGAGUACGCCAAGCACAACCUGACCUUUUGGGCUGUGUCGGCCGAGAACGAGCCGACGGCCGGCCUGAUCGACAACUACCCGUUCCAGUGCUUGGGCUUCACCGCCGAGCAGCAGCGGGACUUCAUUGCGCUGGACCUGGGGCCGGCCCUGGCCAACAGCUCCCACAAGGACAUCCGUCUCAUUGUCCUGGAUGACAACCGCGUGCUUCUGCCCCACUGGGCCAAGGUGGUGUUGAGCGGAGACAGCAAGGCGUACCGCUACGUCCACGGCAUCGGCGUCCACUGGUACCUGGACUUCAUUGCCCCCAUCGCGGACACGGUGGCCAUUACCCAUCAGCUCUUCCCAGACUAUUUUGUUAUUUCUACCGAGGCCUGUGCCGGAGCGCACUUCUGGGAGAAGGACGUCAUGCUCGGCUCGUGGGAUCGGGGCAACCAGUACAGCCGCAGCAUCCUGGCGAACCUCAACAACUACGUUGCAGGCUGGGUCGACUGGAAUCUGGCUCUGGAUUUGGAAGGGGGCCCCAACUGGGUCCAGAACUUUGUGGACAGCCCGAUCAUAGUGGACGCGGCCAACGACGUCUUCUACAAGCAGCCCAUGUUCUACCACAUGGGACACUUCAGCAAAUUCAUCCCGGAAGGCUCCCAGCGGGUCGGCUUGACCGUGGUACAGAAAUGCCUGGGUUGCAACUUGGAGCACGUGGCCGCCCUUCGCCCCGAUGGGUCUGCCGUGGUGGUGGUCCUGAACCGCUCCGGCUUGAACGUCUCCUUCGGGAUUUCCGACCACGCCGGCAUGAUCCUGACCGAGAUCCCGGCCAACUCCAUCCAGACCUAUCUCUGGAGGCGCUGAGGACGACGGCGGCCCAAGGUUGGGAACUCUUUCUUGGCAUUCACCAAAACCCGCCCGGCCUCAUUUGCCUUCCACGCCAAAGCUGAGGGGCUGGCGUGGUCCAUGGGACAUCGGGACCAUCGUUUCUGCCGGCUUGGAAAACGUUGCUCGAAGUAUAUCCUCUGAACCAAAAUGAAGGAGCCCGGACUGGCAUUCCGAUCCCAAAGAGAAGCGGCGUGUUUCCUUGUCUGCUUCUUUGGAGUCUGCUAUUAAAACCGAAUCAUGCUUUA